Ipomoea triloba (trilobed morning glory) is the source of this 843-nucleotide messenger RNA. RefSeq names its product probable LRR receptor-like serine/threonine-protein kinase At1g56130. NCBI's taxonomy places the organism in Eukaryota, Viridiplantae, Streptophyta, Magnoliopsida, Solanales, Convolvulaceae. Bases 80 to 589 code for a protein of 169 amino acids. Gene Ontology annotation, molecular function: protein kinase activity. Gene Ontology annotation, biological process: protein phosphorylation. The record is from RefSeq and is a predicted model, not a curated record. The transcript has 3 exons.
GAAGCUCUAUGAUGAUAAAAAGACACAUAUCAGCACCCGUGUUGCAGGCACAAUUGGGUACCUUGCCCCGGAAUAUGCCAUGCGUGGCCGCCUUACUGAGAAGGCUGAUGUAUUUAGCUUCGGAGUCGUUGCCUUGGAGAUUGUCAGUGGUCGGCCAAACUCUGACUCAAGCUUGCAACAAGAUAAGAUAUAUCUUCUUGAAUGGGCUUGGCAUCUCCAUGAGAAUAAUCGCGACGUUGAUGUGGUGGAUGAACGUCUAUCAGAUUUCAAUAAGGAUGAAGUGAAACGGGUGAUUGGGGUAUCGCUUUUGUGCACCCAAGCAUCCCCCUCAAUGCGGCCAUCAAUGUCUCGCGUGGUGGCAAUGCUUUCAGGAGACACUGAAGUACCAACUGUUACUUCAAGGCCCAGCUACCUCACCGACUGGAAGUUUGAUGAUAGAACCGGCUUCAUGACUGACAUUCAUGGUUCCCAAACGGCAGGUGAUUAUUCAUCAGUGGCUACUACAAGUGUGACAACAACAGAUUUAAAUUCUUCACCGCUAGAUGCAUCUGGGCCUAUGCUUCGUGAGAUCAUUAGAGAGGGUAGGUAGGCAGCCAGGUGCCCAGGUGACAUGAUCACAGUUUCUGCAAUCGCAUUACCAACAAAGUUGUUUGUUUUUCAGCUUCAUGGCAAUAUCGCUCUCAUCUCUAUCUAUAUUAAACCAAAAUGAAGUAUUCUACCAACUUCCCGCCUAGAAGACACGACGUCGUUUAGCAGGUUUCCGAAAAUUGAUUAUAUUUUGUGUUAAAAAACGUGUUAACUUAUCAGUAUCCAACAAACAAUUUUAAGAAAUCUUUUUGUUUA